This is a messenger RNA of Daldinia decipiens, 2275 nucleotides long. RefSeq names its product DUF254-domain-containing protein. The transcript has 2 exons. Bases 1 to 1755 code for a protein of 584 amino acids. Gene Ontology annotation, biological process: vesicle-mediated transport; protein targeting to vacuole. The record is from RefSeq and is a predicted model, not a curated record. Gene Ontology annotation, cellular component: Mon1-Ccz1 complex; fungal-type vacuole membrane. Lineage: Eukaryota; Fungi; Ascomycota; Sordariomycetes; Xylariales; Hypoxylaceae.
AUGACGCCAUCUCAGACACAAGGCAAUGGAUCAACUACGGCAGUGCCAGAGAGGCCAAACUUAUCGUCAAAACCGACUACUGCAAUUUCAUCCAUGAAUAUCCAGACACUUUCAUUUCCAGAUGGGUCACGUGGAACCUUCUCGACAGCCGGGGAGAAUAAUUCCCAAGGCGCGGAGCAAACGUCUAGUUCGACAAAUGCUGGGGUAGCAAGCAUAGGUUUUAGUUCUAUGGGCAACGACAUAGACGAUUCUAUGAGUAUCAUGAGUCUUGCACCUACUUUACGACCACCGGGAGACUUGGAGAGUCUGCUUGUCGGAGACAUGAGCAAGAAGAGUCCCGCGUGGAUGCUCUUACACUCACAGUCCGCAGCUGUGCAGCCCUUUGAAACUAUCAGGGCUGAUGAGGGUACGAUUUUCGCCGAUUUCGCCCGCGAAUUCGAUGACAUACCCGAGCCCGGCGAGACCUGGAGCGACGAGACCCGACUAAAACUUUGGAAGUCUAAGCUCAAACACUUCAUGAUUUUAUCAUCGGCUGGCAAACCGAUUUAUAGUAGAUAUGGGGACUUGGAAAUGAUCAACUCUUCGAUGGGCGUUGUACAAACCAUCAUCUCGUUUUAUCAGGGGGCUAAGAACCCUCUUUUAGGCUUUGCUGCUGGAAAUACCCGGUUCGUUAUCGUGACAGAAGGUCCCCUUUACCUCGUCGCUAUAAGCAAGCUUGGAGAGAGUGAUUCUCAGUUGAGGGCUCAGCUUGAUGCCCUCUACAUGCAAAUCUUAUCAACUUUGACGCUCCCAGCUCUCACUAAUAUUUUCGCUAAUCGGCCGUCAACCGAUCUACGGAAACCUCUACAAGGAACCGAAUCGCUACUCUCUUCUUUAGCAGAUAGCUUCACCAGAGGAUCCCCAUCUGCUCUACUAGGAGCAUUGGAAUGUUUAAGACUAAGGAAAUCGCACCGACAUGCCAUCAAUAAUGCUUUUCUAAAGACGAAGACCGAAAAACUCCUCUACGGUCUAAUAGUCGCAGGCGGAAGACUAGUCAGCGUCAUUCGGCCACGUCGCCACUCUCUUCACCCAAGCGACCUGCAGCUUAUUUUCAAUAUGUUAUUCGAGUCUGGCGGUGUCAAAGCCGGGGGUGGUGAAAACUGGAUUCCACUCUGCUUGCCAGCCUUCAACAACCGCGGUUAUCUUUACAUGUAUGUUAGUUUUCUGGAUGUCGAUCCGGAGUCUGAGAGAAACCUAAAUGCGGCUGGCGAGGAGAUUGCAAUUAUAUUAAUAAGCCCGGAUAAAGAGAGCUUCUUCGACCUACAAAACAUGCGAGACGACGUCGUGGUUGAACUAAAGAAAAAAGGACAUCUGGAUAUGAUCAAAACUGCAGCACAACAGGGACGCCCAAAAAUGAACGACAUCGCACCAGGAACCCACAUCAGCCACUUCCUAUUCAAGUCGCGGGCCAAUGUCCAGUUCUGCAUGCCAUCUCUGCAUCCGAAAUUUUCCAACCUCGUCCCCCACCGGCGCCUCAUGUCCCUCUACCACAACCUGCACUCCACCAUCCACGCCAAGCACACGCACGUAAAAGUACUGCACUGCGUCGGGGAGGACACCACCUCGCUGGCGUGGAUCACGCCGAUAUUCGAGUUCUACUGCGUAGCCGGGCCCAACGCCUCGCGGACCGUCAUGACGCAGGGCGCUAAUAAGAUCAUGCAGUGGGCGAAGCGCGAGGAGGAGCGGUUGUUUAUCAUAGGCGGAGGCGUGUUUUGAAAACAUUAAAAUUACCAUUCUUAAUUACCAUCGCGAAUUACGUAUUGCAAUAUCUCCCCUAUCCUCCCCUGUAAGUACCUAACCUGAGGUAUUAAUGGAAUCCCCGGCUUUCAAUCGGAUGACUGUUGCUAUCGUAUAUAGUGCCUUGAGCAGGACACCCAUCUGUAUCCUGCGGGUUUAUAAGAGCCUAGAAAACCACCUGCUCGCGCUGCUGGGAGUCUUCUUGCUGGAUCCCUCGCCAUUCGCCUUGGCGUUGGAUGAAGUUCCUCGGUUCGAGGCAGGGCACGGGGUGCUUCUAGGUGCAGACAGGAAGCCAUUAUCAUACGGAUCCUUGGGCGCAGGCCUCUUCGGGCGGGAUCCAGAGUGGGCCCGUGUUCGCUGCAAGGGGUUAUAAUUCCCAUCCCCAUUCCUGUCAUGCCUGGCAGCUGUUCGGGGCCGCGAUGUCGGAUUCGCAGAGCUAGGUGCUCGUUGCCGGGAACGAGGGGUUUCGCUCGAUAACACGCUCAGCUCGACUUCCCCU